Molecule: messenger RNA, 976 nt
Organism: Myripristis murdjan (pinecone soldierfish)
Lineage: Eukaryota; Metazoa; Chordata; Actinopteri; Holocentriformes; Holocentridae
Gene: cln6b
Product: CLN6 transmembrane ER protein b
Exons: 8
Coding region: 14-976 (320 amino acids)
Biological process (GO): lysosome organization
Cellular component (GO): membrane; endoplasmic reticulum
Source: RefSeq, a predicted model, not a curated record
UCAGAGGCGAGGGAUGCAGCCGUCGGUCCGGAAGCGACAGAGCUCGGCUCUUCACGCAGCAACUUUCACGCUCAGCGGCGCCGGCUCCAGGGAGAUGGACUCGGCUCUGCUGAAGCCCCGGUUCCACCUGGACCUGUGGAUCGGCUUCACCGUCCAGAGCUGGAUCCUGGAUGUGGGCCGGCCUGUUGUCAUGCUGGUCCUGCCUGCAGACUGGUUUCCUCUGAACCGGCCCGGGGCGGCGGAGUACCUCCACCUGGCGUACAACAUCACCACCCCGCUCAUCCUGCUCAAGCUGAUUGAACGCAGCCCCAGGACGCUGCCCCGCCCGGCCCUGCACCUCUGCAUCAUCGCCGUCGUCAUGGGAACGAGCAUCCACCUGGUGGCCGACUCCAUCACACAGCGCCUCCUUCUGAUUGGCUACCAGCUGCACCUGUCCGUCAGGGAGAAUCCCAUCAUGAAGAACAUCACGCCGAGCUCCUUGAUCGACUCCUUCGAGCUUCUGUUUUACUACGAUGAGAGUCUCGGCCAUUCCAUGUGCUACAUCCCCCUCUUCCUCGUCCUCUUCCUCUUCUUCAGUGGUUGCUUCACCCACAGGAAGCAGGAGGUGAAGAUGCCCCUGGCGGCCUGGAUCCUGCUGCCGCCCAGUGCUGCCCACUACUGGUAUCUGAUCACUGAGGGACAAACCUUCAUCCUCUUCAUCUUCACCUUCUUCGCCAUGACCGCCAUGGUGAUGCACCAGAGGAGGCGGGGCAUGAUCCCCGAGAUUAACGGCCUGUUCCUGCUUUACAGCUUCUCGUUGGCGCUGCUGCUGGUGGCGCUCUGGGUGGCCUGUCUGUGGGACGAUGCCGUCCUGAGGAGGAAGCACCCGGGCCUGAUCUACGUCCCGCAGCCCCGCGCCGUCUACACCCUCCACCUGCGCCAGCACACCUCGCCGCAGCAGCCGGACCGCUCACACGCUGCUCCCAUCCAGAUGUAG